This is a messenger RNA of Triticum dicoccoides, 1097 nucleotides long. RefSeq lists its product as uncharacterized. The coding region runs from base 1 to 753 and encodes 250 amino acids. The transcript has 3 exons. Lineage: Eukaryota; Viridiplantae; Streptophyta; Magnoliopsida; Poales; Poaceae. The record is from RefSeq and is a predicted model, not a curated record.
AUGAAUGCCACCACCCAUGCGACCACACGACUCAUCCCCCCGAUCCUCUCCACCUUCUACACAGGAGCCCGCAGGAAAGCGGCCACCCAUUCUUGCUCCUCCCUCCCCGCGGCGGAGCGCCCCUGGCCUCCUUCCUCCCAACGCUGGAGUGCCCCUGCCUUCUUCCUCCUAGCGCAAGAGCUUCCCCUGGCCUCCUUUGUCAGCGUCGCACAGACGCCUCCUAUCCACCGAGCGUCGCGUCGUUGCCCUCCUUGCUGCGUGCGGCCGAGCCCCACAGCACCUCCAUCCCCUGUCCCAACCCCGGAUUUAGCGAGGAUCCACCGCACGGCGCAUCAGCCAUCACUGUCGGGCUGCUCUGGAUCGGGCGAUAGGAGAGCCCCCACGCGGCCAUGCUCUGAAUCCCGUGCCUUCCUCGCCGGACAAAGGCUCCACCAGCAACACCGACUCUCAGGAGGGUCCCUCUACCGCAUCCCCGACCCGCCAUCAUGCCUCCACGACACGACCCGCCGUCGCGCUCCUCACCUCGGCCUCCACUCGUCCGUGGUGGAGCGAGGAACCCCUGGAUCCGUCAAGCUCGGCUCCCUCCUCCAGCCACUCGACCCGGCACCUCCCAGCAUGGAGGCGUCCCAUGGUGCUCACCCGCACAAGAUCCCUUCCCUCCACGGCUGGCCAUGGCCACUGUCGCCACACUGGACUCCGGCAGUCCCCUUUCCAUGGCGUACCAGCAGGUCGGUUGGAUUGUCGGUGCAAUAACCAAAUUGUUAUUGUUUUGGCUGCCGCUCACACACAUCACGGGAGGUUCACCGGAGCACACCCUCGCAGAUCUCUCCUUCCUCAGCAUGCAGUUCACCGGCGACGGCCUUCGGGCCGUAGUUCGUUUCGGUUUAUGUCAAUGACAUCCCCACUGCAGUGAAGUGUGCUCAUGCUGGUUUUGUGUGUAUGUGUGUGUUUUGCAUGGUAGACGGCCGGGGGCCUAUGUUCCUGUACAAUGAAAAAAGCAUAAAAAAUGAAGUGCACUACUGUUGUAUUACAGUUUGAGUUCCCCCUCAAUAUACAUUGGACAUGUGGAAAAAAUAAUGUGUCGAGGAGUUCACUUU